GCUUUCACCAAAAAUUCGAUUGAAAUAUUUCAACAGUAUUUGUGGCAUAUUAAAAAUAAUUUCCAAUUGAAGAAACAAAUGUCUCUGGGCAAAUAUGAAGAGGCUGCAAAAAUCGAUUCGUUUCGUUUAAAAACUUUUAUUUAUUGCCAUCUAUGCAUAUUUGCUUUAUUUACCAAUUUAACAAACUAGUUGAAGUGAUUUCUUUGCAAUUUUAUUUCAUAGUUUACUGCAGCGUUAAAGACCUUUGGCGAAAUAGGGAGAAAUACUUGUUUGUUGGCUCGACUUACCGCAAAUAAGACAUUUACGAGUUGGGUAACUGCCGAUGACACGAUGCCCUCGCGAAUGGCCAAAUGCAACCAGCAACAACCGCACCUUGACGCAACAACCUCCCCCCGUAAGCUAACCCACUUUGUAACUUUAAACGCCAUGGGCUGCUUACCACAAGAGGGCGACGAUGGUGGCAACGACGGCGGCGGCAUUGGCACCACAUCAAAACGCAUGACAAGACCUCAGAGUGGCUCCAUCAAUGCGACGAUGAUGGUCGAGACGGUUGUGGAAGCCUGUGGCAGAAGUUACAGACAUUGUUGGCGGCAGCAACAAUUAGAUAAAGAUCAACAGGCAGCCAGUCAAUUCGACAAUCAGACAGAAGAGAAGAGAAAGAGCAAGAGAGAGAAAGGGAUGCACGAAACCGCAAACUAAAUGGCACGCCCAUUUAAUUGCAUAAAACAUAAUGCCACAUGCGACAGAAGCAGUCGGAGUGCCAGGAGUCGCAGCAACAAUUGCUGGCGACAUUUGGCAUCAAAGGGCAGCCGAACUGCCCAUUGCCCAUUGCCCAUUUCCCAUCACAUCCCCUCGAAAGCUUGACCACUGUGAAUGCAUAAAAUUAUUUCCGCUCUGCAGUGCCAGCAAUUCUAAUUAAGGCGAAAGACAUUUGGAUUGACACGAGACAAACGAUGGGCUGUGUAAUCGGAGCACUUGCUGUCGCAGUCGCUGUCCAACAGCCGCUCCUAUUCACCAGAUAUAUAGUAUAUUUAUAUACCACAACCUCUUUCCACCUACCUUUCUUUCUCUCUCUCCGCUGUCCACUGCGACAAAGUCAGUACUUUGUUUUCAGCGUCGUCGUCGUGGCCGUUGCAAAUUGCAUAGAAUAAAUUUUCAUUAAAUGCGCAGCCAAGUCGCAGUCGCAGUCUAAAGUCAAUGUAAAGUGGCAGGACACACAAACAGAACAGAAACUGGCCGCACCCGCUGGGUCAAUGGCCCUGCACUUGCCACUUGCCCAUCGACUUGUCCAUUUUCAUAAUUUUUAAUUAUUUUUAAUUUAAUUGUCGCGCCUCGCGUGCUCUUCGCAAACCUUCAACAAGCAACUCUGACUCACAAGUCAGAGGCGGAGGCGGACACAGAGACGGGGACGAAGACGGAGACGGAGACGAAGUCUCGCUCAACUCUUGACAGCGGAUCACUUCCCGGCGGGGAGUGCAGCAAUCAACGACGCGGCGUCUGCAAUGAAUGCGAUGAAUGUGUUCGGCGUGUUUAAUAAGUGAGCAAGAAAUCAAAACCACAAAGUCGACGAACGUCAGAUGCACUUCCUUAAGACAAA
This is a messenger RNA of Drosophila albomicans, 1597 nucleotides long. RefSeq lists its product as uncharacterized. The transcript has 2 exons. NCBI's taxonomy places the organism in Eukaryota, Metazoa, Arthropoda, Insecta, Diptera, Drosophilidae. The record is from RefSeq and is a predicted model, not a curated record. Bases 331 to 699 code for a protein of 122 amino acids.